AACUCCCAGUUUACCUUCAUCAAAUCACAAACGCCUACAUGAUGGCAACAAGCCCAAAUCCAACUGUGUUUAACGUGGCGGAGUAUGUUGGAAAGCAGCCAUCUACACCAAACAAUCCAGCAGUCUGGGUACUCGGUCCAGAUGUCCAGCUUGGAAGUGAUGGAGUAUUGUUACCAAAGCAGGAUCACUACAUCUGGGAUGUUAAGUCAGAACCCAAGUUCGUGGUAAGUUUUAAAGAUGUCGAACUGCAGGACAGAACAGGCGUUGUUCUUCGCCAGCUGUUGCUGGCGAUGAAAUCCUACCUGCAGUCUGAUGUCAACUGGCCAGCUGGUGCAGUCAUAGUUGGAGCAGUGGCUAUGAGCCUGCAUUAUGACGUCAUCAUGACAUCCAAAGGGAAGUGUCCGGUGGUUAUGGCAACAGGUCCACCAGCCGUUGGGAAGACAACAGCACUGAAGGCGGCGUUGGCAACUGUUGGAAGGACAGAACUGGAAGAUUUCAGAAGCCUCUGCGCUUACAGAAGCAGCCACCUCCAGCCUGCCAUUUGGAUGGGAUGA
Messenger RNA from Branchiostoma belcheri (Belcher's lancelet), 554 nucleotides. RefSeq lists its product as uncharacterized. The coding region runs from base 39 to 554 and encodes 171 amino acids. The record is from RefSeq and is a predicted model, not a curated record. Lineage: Eukaryota; Metazoa; Chordata; Leptocardii; Amphioxiformes; Branchiostomatidae. The transcript is spliced from 3 exons.